GGGAGUUUUACAGCAACUUGAAGGUGAUGGCCUUCCUAGGAGAGUGACUAUGCGAGCUAGAUCUGACAAAUUCAAGCAAUCACUGAACUCUCCGUGUCGGCAUGAAAUUUGACCGAUGAGAUUCAUAAGAGACCACAGAAGUGAUUGUCAGACGUAAGGUCACCACCCCAGAAGUACCCAGAUUGUUGAGCGGCGGGAUAAUUUGGGUGGCUUCGCCGGACAAUCGUACAUUGCCUGGUAAUUCAUUGUGUUCUGCAGGAUUCAUGGAACUGCCCCCGGGGCCUGCCUUAGAACCUUUGCUGGAUUGGGAUGCCCUUUCAACCCUCGUUAACACCUUCGACGGUCACACCGUACUAGCGGUGCGUGAUGGUGAAGUGCAGCAGCACACCCCCCCGAUGGAUUCAACUGCAACCUCCAAUACGGUUAUGCAGGUGCCAAUCCAAGCGGAGAUCGCGCCAUGGUGUGUUUCUGGCACCAUGGAUGGUAUAUACGAAGACUCUAGGAACGAUCCCAAUGAGACCAGCCAGUCUCCUCCACUAGAGAGCCAGGAUACCGGGGAAAGCAACCGCUUGAAUUUCAAGAAACCUGUCGAUGACUUUGAACAGGAUUCCCAGCUCGCCAUAAUGCCGACUGAAACCGUUACUUACAUUCCUCAAAGAUUGUAUCAGCCGCGAGGAAAAACCGAGCGAGAGAAGUAUGUGCACGCGGCAAACUUAUCCUUACCUAUCGUGUUCUACGCAGAGAAGCCAUCUGAGCUGGGUAUAGCCUUGGAAGAGAUUCUACAAAAAAAAUCGAGACGUCUCAGCGAUAGGGAUGACCUAGUGUUUGAAGACGGUGGCCAAUCUAUCUCACUGAGAAUAGAGUGGCCUGGUUAUCCUUCUUGGAAUCGUCAGCUCUCUACCAGAGAUUAUCGCAAGACGCGAGGCCCAAUCACUAAAGCAAAACUUGCGAAGAACCUUGCCACCUGCAUACGCAGAUUUACUCAUGAAAUGGCGACUCACCGCACUAUGGAGGUCAACUCUAAUCCCAUGUGGAGGAUUAGUCCCCAUCACAUAAAGUUUGAAGAUCUCAUACUCGUCAGUUUGAAUCAUGUGUCACAAGGAAGUUGGCAGCCUCAGUUACGACUUCGGCAACAGAUGCGAGGAAGAUCCAGCAGAACCUGAUCCUGAGACUUAACUUCCCUCACUGCCGAGACUUCGAUUCCUUAUCUCUUUCGCCAUUUCAAAUUUCCAUCACAUGCUUUCCGUCACCAGACUAAGAUUUUUCGCAGCUUUGACAGCCACUACAAGUGUACACACGCCACGGGUUCGUUCUAUUGCAAGUCGUUACACCUUUCUCAUUCCAAAACUUCUUUUAUAUUCAACAUGUUGUGCAUUAUGCUUUCCGUCGUCUUGUUUUCGUAGCCAUCCGAUACCCGAAUUCUUAAUCUACGACUCUGAACUUGACAAAGAGGAUCUUCGCCGGCUUUUCGGUUCUCAGUGAAAGUCAAUACAUGCCCAAAAUGGUAGGAUGUCCUUAUCGCCGAUUUUUCG
This is a messenger RNA of Suillus subaureus, 1532 nucleotides long. RefSeq lists its product as uncharacterized. The record is from RefSeq and is a predicted model, not a curated record. The transcript has 8 exons. The coding region runs from base 264 to 1163 and encodes 299 amino acids. Lineage: Eukaryota; Fungi; Basidiomycota; Agaricomycetes; Boletales; Suillaceae.